Molecule: messenger RNA, 3003 nt
Organism: Panicum virgatum (switchgrass)
Lineage: Eukaryota; Viridiplantae; Streptophyta; Magnoliopsida; Poales; Poaceae
Product: CTD small phosphatase-like protein 2
Exons: 7
Coding region: 1543-2748 (401 amino acids)
Molecular function (GO): phosphoprotein phosphatase activity
Source: RefSeq, a predicted model, not a curated record
GUCCCCUACCUGUGCGCUUGCCUCUUGCGCGCUUGCGAGCUUGCUUCCCCUCCUGCCGCCUCCCCCUCCUCCCCCGUCUCUCCUCUGAUUCUCCCUGUUCUCUGCCGCAGCAAGGCUAGGCGCGAGGAGGGAGAGGGUGUCGUGCCGUGCAAGGCUCUACAGCAGCGGGAGGUCCGCGGCGCAGCGAGCUCGCCGCCGUGCCUGGGUACGUGUCUCUCCUCGCCUCUCUCGCUUCGUCUGGUCGAAGGUUUUUUUCGUGAGCGUAAGUUGUUGAUUGGUGUUUGUAGUAGUAUCGGUGCGUUUGCGUAGCCGUGUCGUGUGUGGUUGAGCUGGAGAGGGCCGGAGGGCGGCUUCUUCGGGUGAAUUUAGUGGGGUUUCGUGUGGGUUUUUUUUCUAGCAUGAAAAAUGAGAUUUCGGCGAGCUGCUGAGAGCGGAACUUUUUUCUUUUGCGUGCGAAUUUGAGUCGCCCAAAUACAGUACGAUCGUGUGAGUUCAGGCUCCGAGCUGAAAGUAGAUGUGCGGUGAAGGUUGUUAGACUGGUCUCCCGUCCCCGCGCUUUUUUUCUCCACCCGCGACCCGUGAGACUGCUUCCUGCUCGGUGAUUUGCCGACGACGACGGGUGAAGUGAGCGCCUCUUUUUUGUGAUGUGAUGUGGGGAAUUUUACGGGGUUCGUUGCUGCUUUGACGUGUGGUAUAUUUCGGCUCCGAUUUUCUCUUUCUGUCCUUGCGAGCAGAUGGCAGCAAGAUUUUUGCUGGGUCCUGGAACAAAAGCAGGGGUGAGGGGGGAAGGGAGGACCUUUAGUCCUUGCAAGGAGAUGGCAGCGAUAGAGCUGUGACUUACUACCGGGGGAUCCUAGAGCGCCAGGGGGCUGUUUUCCUUUCGCGAAUUCGAUUGCUAUUUGCUCUAGGCAUGCGGGAUGUGACAACUGCUUUCAAGUUUCAAGUGGAGUAUUAUUUGUUAAUUGCUAGUGUUUAGGUCAAUGAAGCAUGGCUUCUUCCUGUUUUGUUGACAAUGAUUACACUGCACAUGACUUGCUUUGUCUGGACACAAAUCCACAGUACUAUUUUUUCCCUGUGUAAAAUUGAUUCGUCAUUCGCCCUUUAAAACAGACCGAUUGGUGAUUAAGCAUGUUCUUUCGACUAAAUUAGACUGUAGAUAAUUUACCGUCUUCAAUUUCCCCCAACUAAUGUCUUUAGUGAUAUCAAAUGUUUCAACAGUUGGCCUUUUCCUACUGGAACUGCAGUACUUUGAACAUGCUUUUUGCAAAUAGUUGCAUUAAGGAUGAAUAAAAUGUUAAGCAACGACUGUUUAGGGACACAGGAGCUUCAUACAUUUUGCAAGACCACUGAAACAUCGGAACAUUCACACACUCAAGAGAUCACACUUGAUAAAACUGCGGUGGGGUCAACUCUAAUAAGUCAUCAAAAUGAUCUUGUUUGGAUUGGGAGGAAAUGUCAAACUUAAAGCUAAGAAAUGACUCAGUUAUCUGUAGUUUGUAAGUGUGCUGUACUGCUGAAUUAUCAGGGAAGAACACAGAAAUCAUGGAAAUCAGCUUAUUGCAGGAUGAAUCUGAUGCAGCAACCACCACUUUGCUACCACUGCCACUGUUGUCAUGCAGCCCUAGAUCUAUGGCUCCAAUAUCAGUACCAUCAUCAUCUGAUCUUGAGAGUAUCCUCUCGCCAGAUCCAAUCUUCAGUGAUCUUCAGUUGAAGGAGAUAAACUACAAUGCUCCAGCAAUGGACGAAAGCACUGAGCUCCUUCACCUGAUUCUUAGUGGCAACGAUGAAGUAUACAAUAAUACAGCUGAAUUCCAAGUCUGGGAUGCUCUGGACUUCUAUGUGACAGAAAACUUUUCUACUUUCCAGUUUGAUAGUUUAAUGGGUUUUUCAAAUGAAGUUAGUACUUCCUACAAUGACUGUAUGAAUUUAGUUGACAUGGUAGAGCGGCCUGUGGCUCUCUUGUCUCUAGAUGACUCACCGGAGCCAAAUAGCACUAGCAUUGAGGUUCCGGUAGAUCACACUACACUGGACCCUGAUGACACAUCCUUGUACCUUCAGACGAAACCAACAGAUUCAGAAACUGAAAGUAGUUCUGCCGCUGGGGAUGCGGUUGAAACUGAAUAUCUUGAUCAAAAGCUACUUUCUAGAGGUCUGCCUGAUUUAAUGGAUGUUGACUCGCCCAGUGGCUUAACAAAAACACCAGUGAGAACAAAACAAGUGACUCUUGUGCUGGAUUUGGAUGAGACUCUUGUACAUUCAACAUUGGAUCACUGCGACAAUGCUGAUUUUACUCUAGAAGUUUUCUUUAAUAUGAAAAAUCAUACAGUCUAUGUGAGAAAAAGGCCUUACUUGAAGAUGUUUCUUGAGAAGGUUGCCCAGAUGUUUGAGCUUGUCAUUUUCACAGCUAGUCAGAGAAUCUAUGCUGAACAGCUUAUAGAUAGACUUGAUCCUGAUGGGAAAUAUAUUUCACGGCGAAUUUACCGUGAAUCAUGUUUAUUCUCUGAUGGUUGCUAUACAAAGGACUUGACAAUUCUAGGGGUCGACUUGGCAAAAGUUGCAAUAAUUGACAAUACUCCACAGGUUUUCCAGUUGCAAGUGGAUAACGGCAUACCAAUCAAGAGCUGGUUUGAUGACCCCUCAGAUCAGGAAUUGGUUGAGUUACUCCCGUUCCUAGAGAGCCUCGUGGAUGCAGAGGAUGUUAGGCCAAUGAUCUCAAAGACCUUCCACAACAAACUUGAGCAGAAUUAGUUUUAGAGGCAUACAUAUCAAUCGUUUCAUCUGGUGAUAGAACAUUAGGCCAUUCUUGGGUAAUUAGGUAUAGGAUCAGGAUUCGUCAUUUAUGUUAUGUUAGCUGUUACAAAUAGCAAGCAUAAACUGCAGUUGUCGACGAAAAUGGAUUGUAUAUGUUUCUUCGGUUUUCAGUGUUACAGAUCAUUGUACAGAAAACGGACAAUAGUGCUGAAUAAAUGAUCUGAGUGCAAUUUUGCUUAUGAGAGUUUAAAA